Messenger RNA from Solea solea (common sole), 2094 nucleotides. Its product is annotated as immunoglobulin superfamily member 10. Lineage: Eukaryota; Metazoa; Chordata; Actinopteri; Pleuronectiformes; Soleidae. The record is from RefSeq and is a predicted model, not a curated record. The coding region runs from base 389 to 1870 and encodes 493 amino acids. Gene Ontology annotation, cellular component: cell-cell junction. Gene Ontology annotation, molecular function: cell adhesion molecule binding. The transcript is spliced from 10 exons. Gene Ontology annotation, biological process: cell-cell adhesion.
GCCAGAGAAACCAUGUCCAUCACAAAUACGUAGCAGUGUUAUGAGGAAUCUACUUGAUUUGUUGCCAAUAUUGGGUGAGUAACUUGACUUUUAUUUGAAAGGGCAACAUAAAUGUAAAGUAUUUAAAUGGACUUGUAUUCUAACUUCUAACUGCAAUGUGCUAUCGAUUUCUCUUUCCAGCUCUGGCGAGUUCGAUCAUCGAGAUAAGUACGUUUGUCAAAGUGGUGCUUGAGAUAUUGAGAUCUUUUUUGUUUGUCCUCAUACUGUGUAGAAGAAGAGCUAGAGCUACAGUUGCGUAAACUGCUGUAGAUUCAGCUGCUCAGCAUCUUAACUCUAUUUUAAAGGUUCAGUGUGCAACAUUUAGGAGGGUUUAUUGGCAGCGGAAAAAAUGAAUACACCACCCAUAGGUGGAUCGGUGUCUCUUCAUCCAGUCCUGACUGGUCCCCAAAUGGCCUAUCUGGGCUCGAGGGUGGCUUUCCGGUGCAUCGCAGCUGACUCUCCUCCACCGGUCACCUAUGAGCUGAUGCAGGAUGGUGCUUUCCUCCUCGACACUGGCACUGAUCUCCAAGGAGAGCAACCUGCGUCAUUCUUUCUCAAGGUCACUACAACCUCAGCGGGGUCGUACCAAUGCAGGGCGUCGACUGGAGGAAGCACAGGUGUCAGCAACAUUAUCAACCUGAGCGUAGUCACUCCAGCAUUAAACACCAGAGUGACCUCUGAACCCUUCCCCCCAGUCGCAUAUGAGGGGUCGCGCCUCAUCCUCAAAUGCACCGUCACACAGGGCUCCCACCUGUCCUAUACGUGGUUUUUCAACAGGAAGGAAGUGACGUCUUCGAAUUCUCCGUUGUUCCUCCUCAACGGGAACACACUGGUGGUGGAGCAGCUGACUCCAGAGCAUGCUGGCUUCUACUCCUGCAUAGCUUGGUCCAUGGUCCAGGACAUCAGGAGGUUUUCAGCCAGCAACGGGGUCCAGGUGACAGUCAAAGUUUACGUGUCAAAGCCGAAGAUCUCUUUCUCCAUCUCCAAAGAGGGAGACAGUUACCAGGGCAACGUCACCUGCUGGUCAACAAGGGGGAGUCAUCCAGUCAACCUCUCUCUUUCCUUAGAUGAUAAAGAAGUGGGCUCAGUCCCGACAACAGAAUCUCUUGCUGCCUGGUUCUCUGUUGCCAUGGUGCCUGGGCUGGAUAUGGGUGUGGCACGAUGCCGAGUUAAAACCGAAAUGCAGGAGUUGAUGAGUGAGCCUGUGACUCUGGAAGUGGUCCCAGUCGGCGGUGACGUGAAUGUGGAGGUGGAAUAUCUCUACACAGCCGAUUCCACACUGGCCGCAGCCAGACUGAGGUGUCUGGUUGGCAGAGGGACUUUCCCUCACAUCUCCUGGCUCUUGAAUGACUCUGUCCUUCCUUCCGUUGAGACACAUGUGGACGCCCACUGUCAGUCUGUGCAGACUCACUUUGCCUUCGCCGACAAUAGACAAACCCUUAUCCUCACCAAGCUGGACUCAGAGGAGUCUGGGUAUUACCGCUGCAGGGUCAGGGACGACUACGAUGACUCUGGGCCUUGGGUGGGGAGUAUAGCUGUGCUGGUCCAUUAUGAAGACAGGAGCCUUAACUCCAUGCCUCAAGCAACUCAUCCCACUGAAACAACACCAAAGGCGUUCACGAGCAUGACAGAGACGAUCGCCAUUGCGUUCUGCUGCUUCCUUCUUCUGAUGAUGGCAGUUGGCAUCACCUGCAUUUACAGGAUGUUUGACCCAAAACAAGCUCGGCCACACAUCGAUAUGACAAAUCCUGACACAAUUCCUCCGUCUGAGCCCCGGUCCCGGUCAGGAGAACAGCAGGCUGAGAAUUCCUCUACAGACUAUGACGUCUAGUGUCAGUGUAACACAGGAGGAGGAGGAGGAGGAAGAAGAACCAUCGCCUUUUAACCAAUAUAUAUAUAUAUAUAUAAAGUAUUAUAUAUAAAUGCCAAUAUUUCAGCUUUUUUUUUGGCCUGUAGUUGCAUGUAUUACUUUUCCCCUGAUCUGCAAUUUAUUACAUGGUGGAAGAAGCAGUUAUUAUAUUUGCAAAAAACUACUGUACACUGUCUUUUUAUUUU